Molecule: messenger RNA, 4141 nt
Organism: Oldenlandia corymbosa var. corymbosa
Lineage: Eukaryota; Viridiplantae; Streptophyta; Magnoliopsida; Gentianales; Rubiaceae
Source: the annotation of a GenBank genome assembly
GUUAGACUGACGUGAUAACCAACUACACCACGACACCAAGUUGUCGGUUCUCCUAACUAAACUUAUUUGUAUGCUGUAAAAUAGGAUCCGGAUCCGGAUCCAGAUUAGGGCGAGUGGGUAUUUUCAAUUAAUUUUCCCAGCGGUAUUUUGGACAAUUUGAGCCUUCGGUGUCGUCCCUCCUUUUUUUCCUGUUCUCCUCCCUUCUCUUCCCCGGCGGCCGAACCCUAGCUCCAUCUUUCUCUUCCUUCGUCACUUUAGGGUUACCGAAGAUGUCAGGAGCCCCGCUGGACAUGACUCUUGAUGAUCUCAUCAAGCAGAAUAAGAAGCCUGGCGGUGGUGGAGGCCGUGGUGGUCGUGGCCGCGGCGCCGGCGGUCCUGGUCCCGCCCGCCGUCCCAACAACCGUGCUUUUAAUCGAACUGCUCCGUAUUCCGCUCCUAAGGCUCCGGAGUCUACCUGGCAGCACGACAUGUUUUCGUCGGAUCAGGCCAUGGCUUACGCCGGUCAGUUCGGUGGUGUCGCUCGGGCAUCUGCAAUAGAGACUGGAACGAAGCUUUACAUCUCCAAUCUGGAUUAUGGUGUUUCUAAUGAGGAUAUUAAGGAACUCUUUGCAGAGAUUGGUGACCUGAAACGUUCUUCUAUACAUUAUGACCGGAGCGGAAGAUCAAAGGGAACUGCAGAAAUCGUCUACUCUAGGCGACAAGAUGCACUGGCUGCUGUCAAAAAAUACAAUAAUGUCCAGCUUGACGGGAAGCCAAUGAAAAUAGAGAUUGUUGGAACAAAUAUUGAGACACCUGCUGCUGCACCUCAGUUUGGCGCUGGACCCUUUGGAAUCUCAAAUGGAGUUCCUAGAAGUGUACCUGGAAGGGGUGGGUCUUUUGCAAGGCCUCGAGGCGGUGGGGGACGUGGUCGUGGAUUUGGUAGAGGCCGUGGACGGGGAAGAGGACAACAACAACAACGUGGUGAGAAAGUAUCAGCAGAAGCUCUCGAUGCUGACUUAGAGAAUUAUCACAAAGAAGCAAUGCAAGAAAAUUGAUUGAAGGACCUGCCAUAGUUUGUUGCUGCCAUACGCACGAUCCUGGUGUGGCAUCUGUGUAUUAAUAGCCUCUUUCUAGAGUGACAGUGAAGUUACUUGUAGCGAGUUAGAACCCUCGUUGUUGGAGCUUUGGCUUUCCUAUUGGUGUUUGCUUUUUUCUUUUUUUUAUAAGAUACUUGGGUUGGUGAUGUACUGUAAUGAAUCAUUUAUUUCACACCUACUUAAACUGAUCAGUAUUUCGAGAAGUGGGGAAUCAGUUGACAAUGUUUCACUUCAAGACAAGGCUUUGCCUGGAAAAAUGGAGAACUCCAGCAUUCUGAGGUCCUCUCUUUUGAAUUGCUUGGACCGCUGUUGGAACUAUGCAUUCUCGUUAGCAACUUUGAGGUAGUUUCCUAAAUUUUUUAGUUGUCUAAUUACUCUUAAAUACUUUUUGAGAUCUCUCUGGUCGAGCAUCACACUGUAUUUCAUAGUUAAUUAGAUGAUAUCUCUCAAGUAUUAAUUGCCCGUUAUGUAGCUUUGAUUUUUUCUGAAGAAAGUAGAUUGAUGUUGAUUUCUUCCUGAUUUGAACUUCUUGGAUGAGAGAGAGAAAGUUGAAAGUGUGCACACAGCUAUUUCUUUUCAUGGUUUCUAUCCUAGUGAUUUCCUUCCUGGCUAGUUGAGUCGUAUAGUAUGCCGUGACUUUAAAUGGUUUUGGUGUCCAUGCAAAUUUCUGAGUGUUGUUGGUGGCCUGAGCAGUGUAUUUAAUACAAACUAUUUCUAAAUGUACAGUGUUUGCAUUUCUCUUUGCAUUCGAGCUUACAGUCUAAUGAUGGAGAUCAAAUCCUUCUUCGUGACAACCUCUAUUCUUUGUUAAGCUGGUCAUCAGUUCAAUUUUUUUGCUGUGGAUUGCUACCAGAGCACUUUACUGUUUUCAAGUAGGCAUCAUGUUCUUUCUUAUUGAUGAAUGACAACCAUGAAGUUCCAUUUGGCAAUCAAAGUGACUCUUUGCCUUGAUGGAGAUGAUCAAGAGUAAAUGUAAGACACUGUUUCAGUAAUGUGAUGUCUCUGGGAAGAAUGGCGUGGUUAAUUAAUUGCUUUAGAGAGCCUGCAGGAGUUUGGUAUAGCUGAAUGUGAUGCUUUUAGAUUUGUAGGUGUGAGGAUGAUGUGCUUAAUCCAUUGCAUUAGAGGCAUUGCUAAAGUGUUUGUUCAAUAUCAUUGACUGGUCCUGCUCUUUGCCAAGCAUGAAUUUGGUAUAUUUUGGUAUGUUCAGCAUGGUUGAGUGAAAAGCAGCUGGGAGAUUAACAUUAGCCUUGAUGGUUCUCUAUACAGGUGCCCUGGUUCAUCCCUUGCAUAUACGAGGGGCAGUUGUGAUGUUACAUGAAUAUCUCCUGCAUCUUCCUGAAGUUUUGUUGAUCUUGCUUAUUUCCUUUCCUUGUAAGUUGUUGAAGGCCUAUCGUAAACAGUUAAUUGCUUGCCUACUUUGUCUCAUUUAGUAUCAAAUUACUUUCAUUGCUUUGGUUUGAUCUCAUAAUUAGAAAAUUUUACUACUUGAGCAGCACAAUAACCAUUAGUUUUGUAACAUCUUAACAAACUGGCAAAUGACAUCAAAUGCAAAUCUCUUGCUAGGUACUGUGUCGGGGUUUUGUUGAAUCUGCUAAUAUUAAUUAGCCACUGAGGUUCUGUUGUUUACCGCUGUAAAGCAUUAGAACGAGACAAAUUCCAAUUGCAAAUAGACACAUUCGAUUAUCCGUCUAGGUCUGCGCAUUGUUUCUAAUCCGAUAAUGCAAGUCCUUGAUUGAUAUCGGUACAACACUCAACGUGAAUUUGAAUUUGCCAGUAGCGUCCAUUUUUUCUUUUUUAAAGCUACAAAUCAAGUAAUAUCAGAUUGGUGUUAAUACAAACCCAAUCAAGAUAGACACUUGCAGUGACUGUAACAAUUACAGAUUAUGGACAGUACGCAGGCCUACAAGACAGGUAUGGUCUAGAAAUGGCAUUUCCCCUCUCCCCCAAAGGUCAUAGUAGAACAGCUGGUAUUACAUUUUACAUAUAACUUACCAAGUGGUAAAGCCGCAUAUCAGGGCUCCCACGCAAUAUACUUCAUCCGAACACAACAGCCGAAGAAAUUUGAGAUACACCUCUACGCCUGAUUUGGUUUUUUUAAUUUAUCCCAGCCGCGGAAGAUUAACAGCAAGAGCGAAUAGAAUAUAGUUUUUAUGCAUGAAACAACAAAGUUCCAACAUGACGAAGGCCAAUACCAAGGAUACAACAAGCGGAAAAAGAGGCUAAUGAGAUGUCGAGGAUACCGGCCAACCUGAAACAAGGCACCAUUUACAAGGUGAGAUUACAACUACAAAAGUGCAAGCAUGUCAACUUUGAUUACCAUUUCAUGUAGCCUUCCCAUGAAUACUAAACAUCAGAAUACAAGUAUAACGACAAAGGGCAUGCAGUGGAAUGCAGGGGGCAGGAAACUGAAAAGAAUAGAGAUCCUACUCAGGAAAUUCAUCAUUGUCACAAAGCAAACAAUAACAAAAAUUUAAUACUCCCUCCAUUCCAAAAUAAGUGUCAUCCUACACUUUGCACAUAGUUUAAGAAACUCUUAAAUAGGGUAAUAAAAUUACUUGAAUAUCCUCAACCAACCCCAUUAUAAAAUUGUCCACCAAUAGCAUCAACUCUUUUGAGGGUAAUUUUGGAAAAUUUUGAAAAAAAGUGCAUUGAAAUGUGAAAACGACACUUAUUUUGGAAUUUCUUCAUUUUGCUAAAACGUCACUUAUUUUGGAAUGGAGGGAGUACAAUUUAGUUUGUAUGCAUUCUCAUUUUUUCAACAAUGAUGAAAACAUUUCAAAACUUCUUCAAAGCUAAAAUCAUAGUCAACCUUUUCCAUGAUCAUCAAGUAGUACUUGCAACUAUUGAUUUUAAAUAUCUAAAUCAGGACGAAUGCAUCGACAUAAUGAAACUGACUACCGUAGAAAAAGAAACACCUAUACUCACUCUAUUGCGACGAGUCCAGUUACAGCAUCUCUCUUCAUAUGUUAAUAUGACAAAAAAAAUACUUACUGGAAAAAGCAUGUCUAAUGCAUCCCAUGCUGCAUGACGAACAGCUCUAGUUGGAUAAGUAGGGCCACCAGGUG